AUGCCGGCAGCACUGCCAGCAUCCCUCAAGGUGAUCGACCUGUCGAGCAACUACCUGGAGGGCACCUUCCCCACCACCACCGCCACCUCCGUCGCCUGCGCCAGCAACUGCCUGCAGGACGCCUCCAAGUGCCUCGCCGGCUCUGCUCAGCGCGCUGCAGGCGCCUGUGCCAUCUGCGAGACGCCCAACGCCACGGGCAGGAUGUGCGGUGGCGGCAUCUGCACGCCCAACGCCACGGCGCUCAUUGCGGCCAACACCAACAACGCGGACACGGCGUCGCUCUACUGCCUCGGCGCCACCAUGGAUCCCGUCAUGGCGGCGGCGCUGCUGAACAUGAGGGCAUCGCUGGGGGUGACGUUCACGGACUGGGCGCUCGACUCGCCGUGCACCAUCCAGGGGCUGGCCCCGCUGCCAGGCGCCUGGUCCAACGUCGUCUGCAACGUCUCCGGCAAAGUCAUGUCGCUCAAUCUGGCGCAGCAGAAGCUCCAAGGGAGCAUGCAUGCGGACAUCUCCAAGCUCACUGCCCUCACCUACAUCAAUCUGCGCACCAACCUCCUGGAGGGUCAUCUGGACGUCUUCACCACCAACUUCAAGGCGCUCACCGCGCUCAAGGAAGCCUACCUGGACUUCAACUGGUUCACAGGCCCCAUCCCUUCCACCCUCGUCUCCAUCGCCACCCUCUCCACCUUUGGAGCGAGCUACAACUACCUGUACGGGGCCAUGCCCACUCCAGGCGCGGCACUCAAGGCCAUAGCGCUGGACGGCAACUGGCUGUCGGGCACCUUCCCCGGCGCCGGCUUCUCCUCCUGCUCCGCCACCGCCAACUGCCUCACCAGCAUCGGCGCCUGCACCACGGGAGGCACCGUGCAGCGCGAUGCGGUUGCCUGUCCUGUCUGCGACAAACUGGAUGGCUCGGGCACAGUGUGCGGCGGCGGCACGUGUGCGCCUGACACAACUGGUCCUCUCGCCAGCAGCACUCCCAACAGCGCCACGGCGGCGGUGCUGCCGCGCUUCUGUGUGGGCGUGCCACUGGACGCCACACAGGGCAACAUCCUGUUAGCACUCAAGACCACUCUGGGCGUCACCUUCUCUGAUUGGACCGCCUCCACACUCGCCGCCCCCAAGGCCACCUCGCCCAAGCCCAAGACCGGCAAGAAGCCCAAGGGCGGGUCGAAGCGGCGCACCCUGCAAGGGAGGGGGUCGGGGCUGCUGUACGACUGGAAGGCGGUGGGGUCGUGCACCAUCGUCGGCCAGACGCCCAUCGCUGGCUCGUGGACUGGCGUGCGCUGCUCUCCUCUUGGCCAGAUCGUCGGCCUGGACCUGCGGAGCCAGCUGUUGAGUGGCACAGUGCACUCCGACAUCAGCAAGCUCUCCACCCUCACCUCGCUGCGGCUGUCGUCCAACCUCUUCUUCAACCGCCUCGACUCCUACAUCGUGCCCAUCACACCUGCAGCCACCCUCAAGGAGGUGUCAGUGCCGCCACGCCUCCGCCCCUCCAUGAUUCACCCGGCUCGUCCUCCCACCAUUAUCUCUGCCCUCUGCUCUCAUGUUCCUUCAUUACUUCACUUUCGCUCUCUCCUGUCCACUCAAGCCCAAAACAUUGAAUCUUCGUGUGUAAACAAUGCACCUUGUCCCUGCGUGUGCAUGUGUGUGCGUGCUCCCUCAUCCCUCUCUCCACCAGCUUCAUCAACUUCAAUUGGUUCUACGGCACCGUCCCCACCACGCUUGUCAACAUGCCAGCCCUCUCCUUCCUGUAAACCCCUCGCCCUAUACCUCCCUCCACCCAACUUCUCUUCCCCAACUACUUGCCUGCCCCAUCCCUCACACCCACUCCCGUUCUUCAUACCGCUCCAAGCUCCCCUUCACGCAUCCGUUCCUAACACACCCCGCUUGCUUCCUGUGCAUGCGACCCCCAGCGUGGUGAGCAACAACUACCUCACGGGCACGCUGCCCAAGCCAGCAGCGACACUCAAGGGGCUCGACACAGAGUACAAUUUCCUCUCAGGCACCUUCCCCGCCGCCUCUCUCGCCUUCUGCUCCGCCCGCGGCAACUGCUUCCUCGACGCCACUGCCUGUGUGAACAUCGACGGCACAGCACAGAGGGGAGCGGGGUGCAACGUGUGUGCGUCACCCAAAGGGCAGCUGCCGCUGUGUGGCGGGGCGGUGUGCACGCCCGACCCCUCGGCGUAUGUGGCGUCCAAAGUGCCAAACAGCGCCACCGCUCCCACCCUCGCCCUCAAGUGCCCUGCUUUCCCCCUCGACGCUGCCACCUCGGCGGCGCUGGUGAACAUAGGGGCGGCGCUGGGAGUGACGCACUCGGACUGGAGCACCAACAGCGUGUGCAACAUCCUCGGGCAGAACGUCGCCCCCAAGUCCUGGCCGGGCGUCUGGUGCAGCGGCAGCGGAGCCGUCACGAUGCUGUGA
Molecule: messenger RNA, 2424 nt
Organism: Closterium sp. Naga37s-1
Lineage: Eukaryota; Viridiplantae; Streptophyta; Zygnematophyceae; Desmidiales; Closteriaceae
Source: the annotation of a GenBank genome assembly